Molecule: messenger RNA, 510 nt
Organism: Elephantulus edwardii (Cape elephant shrew)
Lineage: Eukaryota; Metazoa; Chordata; Mammalia; Macroscelidea; Macroscelididae
Gene: TSPO
Product: translocator protein (18kDa)
Exons: 3
Coding region: 1-510 (169 amino acids)
Cellular component (GO): endoplasmic reticulum; membrane
Molecular function (GO): cholesterol binding
Source: RefSeq, a predicted model, not a curated record
AUGGCUCCACCCUGGGUGCCCGCUGUGGGUUUCACGCUGGUGCCUAGCCUCGGGGGCUUCCUGGGCUCCCGCUUCGUGCAUGGAGAGGGUCUCCGCUGGUAUGCUACUCUGCAGAAGCCCUCCUGGCACCCGCCUCGCUGGGCAAUUGGCCCCAUCUGGGGCACGCUCUACUCAGCCAUGGGGUACGGCUCCUACUUGAUCUGGAAAGAGCUGGGGGGCUUCUCGGAGGAGGCCGUGGUCCCCCUGGGUCUCUACGCUGGGCAGCUGGCCCUGAACUGGGCAUGGUCCCCCAUCUUCUUCGGUGCCCGUCAAAUGGGCUGGGCCUUAGUGGACAUCCUGCUGACGAGUGGAGCAGCGGCUGCGACCACAGUGGUCUGGCAUGGGGUGAAUCGCUCUGCUGCCCAUCUGCUGUACCCCUACAUGCUAUGGCUGGCCUUUGCAACCACACUUAACUACUGUGUGUGGAGGGACAACCGUGGCCGGCGUAGUGACCGGCGGUCCCCAGAAUGA